AUUAUCACUGGUGUCAGGCUUAUGUCACAUUCGUCGUAGAACAUAAAGAGAAGCUUGCAAUCUCUCGGCAAUGGUGCUGUAAAGAUUUAAGUUUUUAACAUUAUAUUUGAUUGCAAUAGCCACUAGGAAUAUUGCAAUCGACUACAGGGUGCAUUUAUAAGUUCAAUCCUUUAACUGCUCGUUUUAUUUUCUUACAUUUAAGUAUUAAACAUGAGUCUCUCAGUUGUCAGAAAUGUAUUCAAAAAGUAUCCUAUUGCCAAGGGUAUGGCAACAUACACGAUCAUAUGGCCAACAGGUUGCUUUAUACAGCAGACAAUGGACGGGAAAAAUUGGCGAACAUAUGACUAUAAACAGUGUAUGAACUUUGCGAUUUUCGGAACGUUUUUUGUUGCACCCACACUGUAUGGAUGGAUCAAACUGUCGAGUCACAUGUGGCCAACGAUGACUCUCAAGGCAGGAUUAACUAAGGCAGUUGUGGAACAGUUCACGUACGGUCCAUUUGCCGGGACAAGCUUCUUUUUUGGGAUGAGUCUACUGGAACAGAAAACGGUCGACGAGGCCAUCGGCGAAGUGAAGAAGAAAUUCCCAGAUACCUAUAAAGUCGGAAUUUGCGUGUGGCCAGUGGUACAGACGAUAAAUUUUACCCUCAUAGCGGAACACAACCGGGUCCCGUUCGUGAGUAUAUGUAGCUUAGUGUGGACCACUUUCUUGGCCUACAUGAAGCAGCGAUCGGUGUCGGUGGCGGCACCAACAUCAACCACAUCAGCAGCGGCGCUUCAGCCCAGUUCAAUGAGUAGCAUUCAGCAACAGGAAGCUAUCUCCCAAAAGCAAGCGGCCAUGGUUGCACUGUAGGGAAGCCAAAGAUAUUAUCAGCGUUUACUUGUUAAGUUUUUAAACUAUGCGACUACAAAUUGUGCCAGUGCAAAAACUGAGCGGGUGAUAAAUGCAUAUUAUUUUUUAUUUAUUACUAGAAGAAUGUUAGGAAAAUUGUAGAAGUGUGUAACAGAAUCGUUGAAAAAUAUGACAAUAAAAUCCACCGAUGCCGAGCGUCA
Messenger RNA from Aedes albopictus (Asian tiger mosquito), 1052 nucleotides. RefSeq names its product PXMP2/4 family protein 4. The transcript has 5 exons. Gene Ontology annotation, cellular component: mitochondrion; cytoplasm; membrane. Lineage: Eukaryota; Metazoa; Arthropoda; Insecta; Diptera; Culicidae. The coding region runs from base 211 to 852 and encodes 213 amino acids. Gene Ontology annotation, biological process: cellular response to reactive oxygen species. The record is from RefSeq and is a predicted model, not a curated record.